GAGAACCGAAAAGUAGAAAAUGGCAACCAUUAAUUUUGUUCCAGUAUCAAUGCGACGGCGGCCGGAGUUCUCUUCCGGUAAUGAGAAAACGUUUCGGAGUUCGUUAAUUUUGAAAAAGAGACUCGUCAAAGUUGCUGCUGCAAGCUCAUUGGAAUCUUCACCUCCGGUAAUGGAAAAGCCUGAAAUUGAGCUCGAAUUUAUUGCGCCGAAGGCAGGCAGUGACGGGAAGUAUCCGGUGGAUAGAGUGAAAGCGAUAAGCGGAGAGAAGCUACUGAGGAAUAUAAUGUCAGAGAACAAGCUCGAGCUUUACGCUGCAUAUGGGAAAGUAAUGAACUGUGGAGGAGGUGGAAGUUGUGGAACUUGCAUUGUGGAGAUUCUUGAUGGAAAAGAUCUUUUGAAUGAAAAAACAAAUACUGAACUCCGAUAUUUGAAGAAGAAAGCUGAAUCCUGGAGGCUUGCCUGUCAAACUAUAGUUGGAAACAAAGAAAACUCUGGCAAGGUAGUGGUUCAAAGGUUGCCCCAGUGGAAAAAGUAAUCAUAGGAGUUAAGACAUCAGAAUCAAAUGAAGCCAGCAGUAUCAGUUUUCGCAAAAUUCAUGGUAACCUUUCACAACUAUUCCUAGCUUGGAACACAGACGUACGUUGACUGUGUUAAUCAUGUGCUUCCUGUAACUGGAGAAACAUAUUGCCUGUGCCUGUGCAACACAAUAGGAUUGGUAUUUUCAGCUUUUUUAAGCUCUUGUAUGAAUUUUUGUGUCAUCUAUAUACUAGUUUGGACAUAUCCUAAUGUCAUUUGAGCUAAAAAAGAAAAAAUUUACUAUUCAGGAUC
Molecule: messenger RNA, 828 nt
Organism: Ricinus communis (castor bean)
Lineage: Eukaryota; Viridiplantae; Streptophyta; Magnoliopsida; Malpighiales; Euphorbiaceae
Product: photosynthetic NDH subunit of subcomplex B 3, chloroplastic
Exons: 6
Coding region: 20-535 (171 amino acids)
Biological process (GO): P450-containing electron transport chain
Cellular component (GO): mitochondrion
Molecular function (GO): 2 iron, 2 sulfur cluster binding
Source: RefSeq, a predicted model, not a curated record